This is a messenger RNA of Camellia sinensis, 1710 nucleotides long. RefSeq names its product Zim17-type zinc finger protein. Gene Ontology annotation, molecular function: zinc ion binding; protein-folding chaperone binding. The record is from RefSeq and is a predicted model, not a curated record. Gene Ontology annotation, biological process: protein import into mitochondrial matrix; protein stabilization; protein folding. NCBI's taxonomy places the organism in Eukaryota, Viridiplantae, Streptophyta, Magnoliopsida, Ericales, Theaceae. Gene Ontology annotation, cellular component: mitochondrion.
AAAGGUUUUUCUAGGGUUUUGUAUAGAAUAGGGAAACUCCUGUGAAUCCAAAUCAAAAUUUUGUUUCCCAAAUUCUCAAGUUCACCCCCAAAUUUCUCCCCAAUGGCUGCAACUGCCUGGAGCACCUUUCCCUCCAUUUCUUCUCUCUCCUCCUCAUCCAGUUCCACGACCAUCGUUGCAGCUCGUAGCUCCAUUCGCUCCUUUCCAUGCUCUGACUUCUUCAAGCUCAAACCCUACAGGUUGAGAAUUUCUCAGAAGAUAGGUACAGUACCAAAGAAUGUGUUUGGGGUACCAAUAGUGUCUUGUUUGGAUGACAAUUAUUGUGAAGCAUCAUCAGAAUUUGGGUCGUCUCAUGUCACGAAUGAUUCUAAGGCGGAAGCAACUGCUGAUUUAAAAACUGUUGAUUUAAAACUCCCAAGAAGAAGUUUGUUAGUGCAUUUCACUUGCAAUGCAUGUGGUGAAAGAACACAAAAGCUCAUAAAUCGAUUAGCCUACGAACGAGGAACUGUUUUUGUACAGUGUGCAGGGUGUUUCCAGCAUCACAAAUUAAUUGACAAUCUUGGGCUGGUGGUUGAGUAUGACUUUCGGGAAGAUAGUGGGACUGACUCAACUGCAGAUCAAGUUUGACAAGUGAAAUCAAAGUUAAACUAGCAUUGUCUGAUUACAGUUCUAGUUAUAAAUAUUUACUAUGCAAUGGCUUCUUGUUUUUUAACUUUUCCCCUCCUUCCCUCUGAAGGAGAUUAGGCAAGAGUUUGUAAAAGGAUAAUCAAUAUGAUAAUCAAUAUUUUUUAAUAAAAAUGUAAAAGGAUAAUCAAUAUUUUUUGUUGACAAUAUUCCCUCUGUAAUAGCUAUGGCCAUCGCUCAUCAAAUAAGAUUCUCAAAAUUCUAGCCCUUGACGGCAAGCAGAACUGCAACGGCCACUGCAAUCCUCAACCAUGUUCUAGAUAGCUGUCCUUUCUGCUGAAGUGCAAUUCCUCCACUCUGUAAUGAGAAGUCAGAAAAGGAGCUGGUGCAGGUGAGGGUACUAGUACUGGUGCUGGGGUUGGUGAUACAAUAGCUGGUGCUUGUGCCGGGGUUGGUGACGCAAUAGCUGGUGCUGGUGCUGGUGCCAGUGCCGGCACUGGUGCUGGCGGUGCUUGGGCGGGUGCUGGGGAUACCUGUGGUGAUGGCAAAGCCGGUGGCUGUGAAGGGCUAGAGAUUGGAGGAGAUUGCGGCGGUUGUGGUGGUGGGAUUUGAGGGGUUAGAAUGGCAGGGCUUGAAGAUGGUGGAACUUUAGGAGAUGGUGUUGCUGUUAUGGGCAAAAUAGAAGGUGAGGCUGCUGGCGCUUGAGCAUGGACAUGGCUUAGUGGAAGGCAGAGGCAAGCCAGAAAGCAAGCCCACCAGAGUGAACCCAUAUUGGUGGAUAUGGAAAUUGGUUGGAAGAUAUGUUGUGGUUUAUAUACUCCGUAGGGUAGAGUAGAAGGAAUUCUAGAAGUAAAAAAUAUUAGGUGAACUGAUGGAAGGAGAGACAUAGUCCUCAUGUGAUUGCUACUCUUCUUCUAAUCAUUCAAUAAGGAAAAUGUGUUUCAAAAUGAACUUUUUUUUUUAGGGUCCAUGGAAGGUUGUAGCCUGGGGGAGGGGGUAUCUUGAUUGUGCCAAGAUUUGAACUAUUGACUUUCUAGUGAUAUACAAGGGUUCUGACCAACUGGGCUAAUUGUGAUUGGUUCAAAA